CCAUCUUGCGUACGGCGCUGCGGUUUGUUGCCGUGGUCCCGAGGUCUGGAGUUUCAGGCUCUCCGCCCGGACCGCUGCCGUAGGGCCGUUUUCCUGCGCCUUUUUGGUUUUGGUGUCGGUUUUUCUCUGUCUCGGGAGUGCCUGCUCUCUGAGAGGUUUCGUUGGGAGAGAAAGGUAAUGCAGAGCGGUAGAGUAAGAUGCCUUAUGGAGAAACUGAAGUUAAUGGGAAGGAAUUAAGUGAACCACGCAAUAAAAAAUUGAAGGCAACUGAAGAGCGUUCCAGUUUUCCUCGUCAGUGUAGGAUUCAUUUUCACAGACUCCAAGAGAAAACUGGAACUGAUGUGGCGAGUAAUUCUCAAGUGGACAAAACCAAAACUACAGAUUUACUGAGGCCAGAUGUUACUGUGGAUGCAAGGCCUCCAUUAAAAUCUGAUGAUGGAAUAUAUAGUACAAGUAAAGCAUUUAUAGGACCCCUUUACAAGCCUGAGAAAAAGAAAAGUGAAAAAAGGACCAAUAGCAAAGGAAGAAAAGAACAAAAACAGAAAUUUAACUUAAAAAAAUCAGAGAUUGACAGUGAAUUAUCCCAAUUUUAUAAAGAGAUUGAAGAGCUUGAGAAUGAAAAAGUUGAUUCUGAAGAUGGUUGUAAGGAACCUGGCCCCUCUGAAGAUCAACAUCAUAAAAAUGAUCUCUUCAAUUCUGAAGAAAAAGAAGAAAGAGGUAUCAGUAAUGCUCUUCAAGCCCAUUGUGCUGAUCAACAGUAUGUGGAGAAUGAGCCUGACAAACAUCCUUGUAAUGGACAGGUAAUCCCUUCAGUUUGUGAUGUUUCAUUUACUUCCUUCAGGCCUGAAUGGCCACCAGUUCCUUCUUUUGUAGUACCCCAUGGUCCUCCUCUUCCCAGUUUUAACUAUUUAAAUAUUCAGAGACUCAAUGCUCCACCAAAUCUGCCAUCAGAGAUUUUCUGUGCCCAUGAUAGCUCUCACAUACAAAAUGGGUUUUAUGAAAAUAGCUGUCAUGUUAAUUGGAACAGUUUGACUUUUGACCAGAACAAAGAAUAUGCAGACUACGGUGUAGAAGAUGGAUAUGUUGGUUUCUGUGAAACCAGCGCAGUGCAUUGGAAAGAUCCUUCUAUGGAUGAGUAUAAUAGAACAGACAGGUUCCUAAACCAGCAGUUUCAAGAGGAAAAGUUGAAUAAAUUGCAAAAGUUACUCAUUCUUUUAAGGGGCUUGCCUGGUUCUGGGAAAACAACUUUAUCUCGAAUUCUGCUUGGUCAGAGUCGUGAUGGCAUUGUGUUCAGCACUGAUGACUAUUUUCACCAUCAAGAUGGGUACAGGUAUAAUGUUAAUCAACUUGGUGAUGCCCAUGACUGGAACCAGAACAGAGCAAAACAAGCCAUCAAUCAGGGGAGAUCUCCAGUUAUAAUAGACAACACUAAUACACAAGCUUGGGAAAUGAAACCAUAUGUGGAAAUGGCCAUAGGAAAAGGGUACAGAGUUGAGUUUCAUGAACCAGAAACUUGGUGGAAAUUUGAUCCUGAGGAGUUAGAAAAGAGGAAUAAACAUGGUGUGUCUCGACAGAAGAUUGCUCAGAUGUUGGAUCGUUAUGAAUAUGAAAUGUCAAUCUCCAUUGUAAUGAAUUCAGUGGAACCAUCACACAAAAGCACACAGAUAUCUCCUUCAGAGGAGAGACAGAGGUGGGAAGGCUCUCUAGACUCACAAAAUCAAGUGUGUGUUACAAAUAAUCAGUAACUUGAGUAUUUUUAGGUAACGCAUUGGUUGCGUGCCCUGGAAAACAAGUAAUGAGCCUGUCUUAAAGUUUAAAUAGUCGCAAAUAAAAAAAAAACUAAGGACUAAGGGUGCCUCAUAAAGGAUAGUCCCAGUAAGUUGUUUAAAUUCUAAACUGUAAAUAAAAAUUAUAUAAAAAUGUAUUUUAAAUGUUUUUAAUAAUAUUUUGUUGUAAUACCUUUGGUUAUUAUGAAAACAUCUGGGUAGAAUGAGUAGAAACUAGAUUGUUUUUCUACAAUUGAAUUUUAAGCUAAUUUUAUGAAUUUUGUAGAUGAUGUUGAAAAGUUUUAUAGUUCAUACCUAAAUCUCACUUUUCAUAAAAUUUCAGUAUUUUUCUUGGACUUCCUCAAAUAUACAAAACAUUAAUUUAUUGUAGGUACCUGAGUUGAUUCUCCUGUUCAUUAUUUAAGUAAAAUUAUGCUUAUGUAAAUUCAUCUCUGAUGAAAAUAUCUCUAAGCUAUAAUUAACAUCAUUUAGUGAAACCAAAUUUACCAUCAAAUAUCAUAAUAAUUCUAGCAAUCACGUUGACUCUUUUCUGUAAUCUAUGUAUUUUUUCAUUAUAAUCUGUACAGAUUUUUCACUUGAUCAAGCCAUCUUCCCAUACUCCCCAAUUUUGGAAUGGAUAGAGAAAUAGCUAUAUUAUUAGAAAAAUCACUUAGGCUAUUCUGAUAGCGUUUAACUUUUUUCUUUUUUAAUACAGCUUAAAUAUAAAAAUAUUUUGGACAGAUGUUUAGCAACUGUCUUAUAGGAUAUUUUAUUUCUGUUUCUGAUUUUACUCUGUAGAGCUAACUGUAUCACUCCUUCACUGUAGCUUUGUUAGAUUAUUCUUCUGAACUUGAUUUUAAAAUUAAGAUGAAAUUAAUUUCAGACAUCCUUAUUUUUGCUUUUUUUUUGUUUUGGGGCCACACCAGGAGGUGCUCAGACUUACUCCUGGCUCUGUGCUUAGGGAUUGCUCCUGGUGGUACUGGGGGACCAUAGGUGGUAUUGGGGAUUGAUCCCCAGUUGGCUGCUUGUAAGGCAGAUGCCCCACCUACUUUAAUAUCUCUCCAGAUACUCAAUCUUUGCUUUGAUUGUUCUUUUUUAGGGGAAGAAGAAAAACCAAUUUCUUGCUAUACAAAUGUCAUCAACUUAUAUGUUGCUUAAUAUUACUUCAUAACCAUUAAGCUAUUCUAAAGUAGCCCAUUCCAAAUCCCAAAUCUUUUUGUGUAAAAUCUGCUGUUGUUUUUAACUUCAUUUUAAAUGUUCACCCACAUCUUUAUAUUACUUUUUAAUUAAUGAGUUGUUAAGUAAUCUAAGUUGCAAGGCUCAAAACUAAAUACAGUACCCUCAACAAGACCUUGAUUACUUUGUAUUUAGUGAGAUAAUAAACUUGACUUGUACUAUUCAA
Molecule: messenger RNA, 3168 nt
Organism: Sorex araneus (European shrew)
Lineage: Eukaryota; Metazoa; Chordata; Mammalia; Eulipotyphla; Soricidae
Gene: N4BP2L2
Product: NEDD4 binding protein 2 like 2
Exons: 6
Coding region: 198-1745 (515 amino acids)
Biological process (GO): negative regulation of transcription by RNA polymerase II
Cellular component (GO): nucleus
Molecular function (GO): transcription corepressor activity
Source: RefSeq, a predicted model, not a curated record